CAACGCCGGAUACUGGCCGAGAUUCAGUCGCUGCUUCAGCUGCAGCGCGGCUUCGCGUCCGCGGACUCCAAGUGGGGCAUCACCAACGACCGCAUCACGGCGCGCGUCGUCAACGUGGUGGAUGACGACGGCAACAUGCGCACCGACGUGCCGCUGCGCCAGGCCAUCCAGGAGGCGCGGGGCCUGAGCGUGGACCUGGUGCAGGUAUCGCCCAGCGGCAAGCUGCCGGCGGUCUGCAGAUUCUUCGACGCCAAGAAGCGGCUGUACGAGCUCAAGAAGGCCAGCAAGAAGGCCUCCAAGCAGCAGAAGCCCAAGCCCGACAAGGAGGUUGUGGUCGGAGCCAAGAUCGCCCCGAACGACCUGAAGAACAAGGUGGACCAGUUGAAGCGGUUCCUGAACAAGGGCCACAAGGUGAAGGUGACGAUCAAGUUCGACCAGGCCUACCACCUCAAGCAGCAGUCGCUCGAGCAGCUGGAGCGCAUCGGAGACCUUAUUGACGCCGAGACAGGAGUGCUGAGCGGCCAGCCCAAGGAGCAGUUCGGCGGCGUCUACGUGUACUACUCGCCGGCCAACUAA
Phytophthora sojae is the source of this 576-nucleotide messenger RNA. RefSeq lists its product as hypothetical. Gene Ontology annotation, molecular function: translation initiation factor activity; ribosome binding. The record is from RefSeq and is a predicted model, not a curated record. Bases 136 to 576 code for a protein of 146 amino acids. NCBI's taxonomy places the organism in Eukaryota, Oomycota, Peronosporomycetes, Peronosporales, Peronosporaceae. Gene Ontology annotation, biological process: ribosome disassembly; translational initiation. The transcript is spliced from 2 exons. Gene Ontology annotation, cellular component: mitochondrion.